Molecule: messenger RNA, 6645 nt
Organism: Eleginops maclovinus (Patagonian blennie)
Lineage: Eukaryota; Metazoa; Chordata; Actinopteri; Perciformes; Eleginopidae
Product: netrin receptor UNC5C-like
Exons: 18
Coding region: 249-3113 (954 amino acids)
Biological process (GO): axon guidance; netrin-activated signaling pathway
Cellular component (GO): membrane
Molecular function (GO): netrin receptor activity; protein binding
Source: RefSeq, a predicted model, not a curated record
GAGGCAGCAGUGCCGCUGACACGAGUGAAGGGACCCCGUGGCUGUUUCCACCACCGCUCUCUUCUCACAGCUUAACCUGCGCCUUUUCACACGGACUCCGACAUCGGGACUAGAGGCUAUACACUCACCCACAUUUUGAUUUUGGACUCGUUUGAUUAAUCAGCAGACCCUGAGGUGGAGGGGGGUUCUUAUUGCCCCCACCGUGGACCGAGGAGUUGUGUGUGUUUGUGUUUUACGCGUUGCUUGUAAUGGGGAAAAGUGGACAGAGAAGUGGAAUAGGACACGGGGGUUUCGGCUUGGUGAGGAUGUGCGCCACGCCGGGGAUCCUGUUCCUCCUGGUGCUCACACACCGAGGAGUCGCCCAAGUGAGAGAUGAUGAUGAUUUUCUGAGUCUGAGCGAGCUCCCAGAAACCUUCCCCUCCGAUCCUCCAGAGCCCUUACCUCACUUCCUGUUUGAACCCGAGGAAGGCUACAUUGUCAAAACUAAACCCGUCAAUCUAUACUGCAAAGCAACACCCGCCACGCAGAUUUACUUCAAAUGCAACAGCGAAUGGGUCCAUCAGAAAGACCACACCGUCGAGGAGCGGGUGGAUGAAAACUCAGGCCUGGUAGUGAGAGAAGCCAGUAUAGAAAUUACACGGCAGCAGGUCGAGGAGCUGUUUGGUCCUGAAGAUUACUGGUGUCAGUGUGUGGCCUGGAGCUCCGCUGGAACGACCAAAAGCCGCAAGGCACACGUCCGUAUUGCAUACCUGAAGAAGUCAUUCGAACAGGAACCCCUGGGAAAGGAAGUAACUCUGGAGCAGGAAGUCCUGUUGCAGUGUCGCCCUCCAGAGGGCAUACCAGCUGCUGAGGUGGAGUGGUUGAAGAACGAAGAGAUAAUUGACCCAGCAGAGGACAGAAACUUCUACAUCACCAUCGACCACAACCUGAUCAUCAAACAGGCCCGUCUGUCAGACACAGCCAACUACACUUGUGUGGCUAAGAACAUCGUGGCCAAAAGACGAAGCACUACAGCGACAGUUAUUGUUUACGUAAACGGCGGGUGGUCCACAUGGACAGAGUGGUCUGUGUGCAACAGCCGUUGUGGGCGGGGCUUCCAGAAACGAACCCGCAGCUGCACAAACCCCGCCCCUCUCAACGGAGGACUGCCUUGUGAUGGACAGGCAAUUCAGAAACUGCCCUGUACCACACUGUGCACUGUGGAUGGUGUGUGGACAGACUGGACUAAGUGGUCGGCCUGUGGGACGGAGUGCACCCAGUGGAGGAGGAGGGAGUGCAACAACCCAGCACCUAAAAACGGAGGAAAAGACUGCGAUGGGCUGCUUCUCCAGUCUCAGAACUGUACCAAUGGACUCUGUAUGCAAAGUUCAUUGUUUCAGAUGUCCACUGAGACCAAAGCAAAGAGUGAUAUGGGAGUCCCAUCUGCUCCAAAUACAGAUGAUGUGGCGCUCUACGUGGGCAUUGUCAUCGCAGUGAUUAUGUGCCUGGUCAUCUCUGUCAUCGUGGCACUCUUUGUCUACCGCAAGACACAUCGUGACUUUGACUCGGACAUCAUCGACACCUCAGCACUAAAUGGAGGCUUCCAGUCAGUGAAUAUCAAAACAGCCAGAUCAGCUGAUCUACUGACGGCUCCUCCUGACUUGACAAAUGCAGCUGCCAUGUAUCGAGGUCCAGUGUACGCUCUCCAUGAUGUUUCGGAUAAAAUUCCAAUGACCAACUCCCCUCUGCUGGAUCCUCUUCCCAACCUGAAGAUCAAAGUGUACAACUCUUCAGGUCUGGUCACACCGCAGGAUGACCUCGGGGGAGAUUUCACUUCCAAGCUGUCUCCUAAGGUAACUCAGUCUCUGUUGGAUAACAGUGACACCAUGAACCUUCGCAACCAGAGCUUGGCCCGAACCCGGGACCCUUCCUGUACUGCUCACGGUUCCUUCAACAACCAGGGAGGACACCUCAUUGUACCCAACUCUGGUGUGAGUCUGCUUGUUCCAGCGGGGGCUGUUCCUCAGGGGAGGGUCUACGAGAUGUAUGUGACUGUGCACAGGAAGGACAGCUUGAAACCACCAGUAGAGGACAUCCAGACAGUGCUAAGUCCGGUGGUGAGUUGUGGACCUCCAGGAGCCCUGCUGACCAGACCAGUAAUCCUCACCAUCCACCACUGUGCCGACAACGUCCACGAAGACUGGCUCAUACAGCUGAGAAACCAACUGGCCAUGGGAGAGUGGGAGGAUGUGGUUGUUGUGGGAGAGGAAAACUUCACCACCCCCUGCUAUGUGCAGAUGGACUCUGAGGCAUGUCAUAUCCUAACAGAGACACUGGGGACUUACUGCCUGGUGGGGCAGUCAAUCUGCAAGGCAGCCGCCAAGAGGCUCAAACUGGCUGUUUUUGGACCUGUCUCUUGCACGACUUUGGACUAUCACAUCAGGGUCUAUUGCUUGGACGACACACAGGAUUCACUAAAGGAGGUUCUUCAGAUGGAGACCCAGAUGGGAGGAAAGCUUCUGGAUGAGCCAAAGACCCUGAACUUUAAAGACAGCACACACAAUCUGAGACUGUCAAUCCAUGACGUGCCCCACACACACUGGAAGAGCAAACUCAUCGCAAAGUAUCAGGAGAUCCCAUUCUACCAGGUGUGGAGCGGCAGUCAGAGAACGCUUCACUGUACCUUCACCCUGGAGAGACUGAGCCCAGCCACCACAGAGAUCAGCUGCAAACUGUGUGUGCGGCAGGUGGAGGGAGAAGGACAGAUCUUUCAGCUCAGCAGCACAUUGGAGGAGGAUCUCCAGUGCAUAGACACGUCCCUGAUGGACCCUGCCAGUAAUAUCACCACUUUAGUUGGACCCAAUGCAUUCCGUAUUCCCUUAUCCAUCAGACAAAAGCUGUGUGGCAGUCUGGAUGCACCACAAACCAGAGGCAAUGACUGGAGGAUGCUGGCCCGCAACCUCAACCUUGACAGGUAUCUGAACUACUUUGCUACCAAGUCCAGUCCCACAGGAGUGAUCCUGGAUCUGUGGGAGGCCCAGCACUUCCCCGAUGGAGACCUAAACGAACUGGCCGCUGUGCUGGAGGAGAUGGGCCGCCAUGACGGCAGCUUCUCCAUGACAACAGAACAGUGAAGGAGCAACGUGGUUACCUUGAGAACGACAGAACUCUGAAGACGAUUACACGUGAUUCCCCACGGUCGAUGCUGCAGCGGUGGGCAACAAUGAGGAUAAAUGUUCAAGCUGGUGCUGAAGACUGUGUGUAUCUGUGUGUUUAUAUGACCAGCGUUGGAGUGUUGUGUGUGACCGAGGGGAGAUAUAACCCAACAAAAAACGAAGUAUAUCAGGAACAAACAAAACAUACACACACCUGAAAAAAAGAUCUUGUCUGGUGUAACACUAGUUGUUUUCUUGCUGUUACUUUAUAGUGAACAAAGAGAAGCAGAGAAAAGAGGCAGUGGAGGCACUGACCUUGAAGCCUAUAGCCAUUCUAUAGGAAUGGAACAGAAUCAUAAAAGGAGGGAAGCUAAACUAAUUACAAAAGAGUGGGUGAAGGUAGAGUGAGGAAAAAGAGGAGUGAGUCUGAGAGGAGACUCUUCAGUUAGAUAACAGUAAACACAUGGAGAUGCUAAACUGAUUACAAAAGGGAGGGAGGACGUAAACAUGAAAUGAUGGCCGCAGGUGAUCUUCUGUACCAACAGGAUGGAAAACAGAUAAUGAGAGGGGAGAAAAUGAAGUGAUCCCUCACCUGUGAGCCUUGUCUGUACAUGUCUCGCCAGUACAGUUUGUUGUCUUUAUAUCGUUUCCUAGGGAACGCUAGAUGUAUUCUGCUGUCCAUAUGUGUGGAUCAUUUCCAUCUGACAGAAUUUAUUACCCAGUGACUCUCAAUCAAAUGGUCCUUACCAGAAACAAGCACGACACUUCAGGUUUCUCCAUUGUUGGCUGACAUAAUAAGUUAUACAUUAGGUAUCCAGUGUGAGGCUUUCCUCCAAAUGCAUGGAAGAUAUUAAAUCUUCCAAGUAACAGGAAGUCUAGAUGACAUAAGUCCAGGUAAGUUUACUUGCUGUCCACUUGCAUUUAAAUUGUACUUUUUUAUUAAAGGCAAUACAAAGAUGAUUACACUCCAGAUGGAUGCACGCAACAACUUCUUUUUAGUUGUUCGUUUUCCGCAGUGGAUGGUUGUCUCAGACUUGUGAAACUGUCUUUCUUGAGGCAUAGUUAAUAUCACACUUAUGAUAAACAGAUAAAGAGGACAAAGAUGCAGACUUUAUGAAAAGUACAGUAUUUUAUAAUCUUUAUGUGAAUGAGACAGCAAAAAGGUUUCUUACUUACUUUUGAAGUUUCACUAUGAGCAUGAGUGCAGGAGUGAUCUUCUAGCGACAUGCAUCCCUUAAAUAAAACCAAGCGUUUACUAGUUUUCUAAAGUGUGGCUGCUGCUCCCUUUUGCCCCAAAGAGGAGUUGUCUGAACGAAGCUGUAGUGCAGAUGCAGAAAAGCUGCAGGCUUGGGAAUUCCAGCCAUGGCUACCACAUUUGGUUAACCACAACCUCAGUUCCAGAAGUCUCUCUGAAAGACUGUCAGGCUUGUUUCUGGACAGGGUCCAACUAAGAGAGAACUGAGAGAGGGCUAAAAGGGAUGAAACUCAAAGUGUAUUAAAAUACACUUGUAUAGAAACUACCAUAGUAUUAUGUGAUACAGUUGAUAUUCAUAAUCGCAAAAGAUACACAAUAUACUGAUUUUCAUAAAUCCUUUUUUUAUUUACUAAAAUAUAUAUAACAUAUAUUUCUGUCAUAUCUUCGGGCAUCUCAUCAUCACAGGAUGUCAGUUGUGUUGUCUGCCUUCAGGGUACAUUGUGUUGAUUCACUUGUGAGCUGAUCAUGGUCACUAGCACCCUCCAGUGGAUUUGGAAGAAUAACAGCAUUUACAUUUUUGAUCGUUUGAAACGUGUAAAUACAUGAGUAUCAUGUUCAUUCUAAUUACCUUUAUUACCAUAAUAUUAUUUUGUUCCUCUGUCAUUAUUAUUUGACUUACAUUGACAUUGUUAUUUCUUAUAUUUUUGCCAUUUUAAUGUUUUUAUGGGUGUGAACUGUAUGGGGGGAUGAAAUCUGUAACAUAUCAGUUAGUUGCCCUUUAUCUAAAAUAAUGUUCUGCAGCAACUAACAUUCCAGCUCAUGGUGUUUUCGUUGAAAAAGUUGCAAAUUAGAGCUUAAAAUCAAGAUACCAACUAAAGGGGCCGACUGUAUGUAAUAUAAAGUGUAAUUUUGUGUUUUGCAUAACAACGUUGUGAGGAUAGGCUGGCGUUUUAAUGUGUGCAUAGACUUGGGUCAGCAGUGUCUGAAGAAAAAAAAAAAACUGCCUUAUUUUUAGUGGCUUUUAAGUAGAUUUCUUAUGCCCCUGGGGACACGAACCACAUUGACCAUGUUAAGGACAACAUGAAAAUUCAGUUCAAAGGGAAUACAGGUAAAAUCUAUGAAUCUGCUCUGAAUUAUGGAGAGACGCCAUAUGAAACUGAACAUCAGGUAUGUAGAGGAGAUACUGAGGAGGAUAUGUUAAAGAAAAGUGGGCAAAGGCUGAGUAAAUACCAGUACAAAAGGUCAGAUAUUUACCUUUUCAUGGUGUAUUUUUUCUGGUUGCUGUCCACGCAGGAAGAAACCUUAAGAUAUUGAUUUUACACAACAUUUCUUUUUAAAUAUGCUUGUAAAAAAUCUGACCUCUUGUAUUGGUGUACAACCUCGAAGACAUGCAGGCCUCAAAUUGAUGAGUCUUUUAAUUUUGGAUAGCCUUAUCAUCCAAAUUAGACCGUUAAAUGAUGGAGUGGAUGUUUUAUUAUGUUUCCAAAUGUAACUGCUGAUGUCAGGAAACAAAGGGAAGAGUUACGUUAGUUUUGAGGAUAAAAGCCUAAACAUUAAGUUUAUUUCAGAAGAAAAUAUGCACUCAAAAGUCAUGACAGUAUCUCUGUUUGAUCAUCAACAUCGCUUAGUUACUCAAAUGCAGAAUACAUGCUGAUUAACGUGUGCAAGGCGACGAUUGGUCAGGAGAUGUAAGAAACGUGUUACUGUGUAACUUGGCCCAUAAUCUGAUCCUCGCCAUGUUCUAAGUCUACGGUAUACAGCAGGUCAGACUGUUUGUUAAUGGAGUAGACUAAGGGUGGGGGUUUCAAGAGGAACGCAUACGUUGGGCCUCAAGAAAGUGAUCCUUCGUGAUGUGGAAAUUUAAAAAAGUAGUGUUAAGAUAUCAAAGUAUGUACAAAAUAUUUUGUAUCCACAAUAUGUACAGUUGUGUACUGUCAGCUAUAUUUGGCAAAUUUGAGAAUACAAAAGAAUAGCAGGACAGUUAGAUUUUAGUUUGUAUGUUUUCAAGUUUUUAUUUAAGUUUCUUUCCUUUUUUGUAAAAGCAGUGUCUACUAUGCAAAUUUGGCAUUGGUUAUCAUGAUAGAAGUCUAUAACUAGAGCUGUGCUUGUAAGUGCAUUUUUAUUUUACUAUAAGGGGUGUUUUGAUUAUUGCGGGGUAGUGUUGGUCCAUUUUUGCUAAUUCUGGCACGCUUCAUGAAUCUUGCUCAAUCUUGUUGUAUGCUCGCCUCUCUAUCUCCUCUAAUUGUUUUCUGUACAAAGUGUAAGAAAGAAUUUUUAAGACAAUUAAUAAAUUAUAUUUAUAAGCAACGCUGAUAA